Cebus imitator (Panamanian white-faced capuchin) is the source of this 2079-nucleotide messenger RNA. It is a transcript of the gene MTRF1, whose product is annotated as mitochondrial translation release factor 1. NCBI's taxonomy places the organism in Eukaryota, Metazoa, Chordata, Mammalia, Primates, Cebidae. The coding region runs from base 458 to 1798 and encodes 446 amino acids. Gene Ontology annotation, biological process: translational termination. Gene Ontology annotation, molecular function: translation release factor activity. The record is from RefSeq and is a predicted model, not a curated record. The transcript is spliced from 11 exons.
CCUCCCACCAUCUGCACCCACGCUCUGGGGUCGCAAUCUGGAUAAGUGUGGCGCGAGGCCGGUAUUCUCAUGACAGUUUCAUUCUCGCUUUUUUCAUUUUUCUCAUUUAGUUCAGUUAUGUCUUUUUAGUCCAUUGUUAACGCAUGCUCGAGGACUACUCCUCCGGAGAAGGGUAGUGGCAGAGGAGGGGCUGGGAGCAUGUGUUAACCCGGAAGAAGUGAACCAGGAAGUGAACGUGCUCUCGGGUACUCACAGUUCUUUCCUGAUCUUCCCCGCCGCCUCCCAUAUUGCCUCUUUAUGGAAUCACUCCAUAUACUGAGUUACACAGCAUCGUUUGCCCGUGCUGGUGCCCCGCGGGCUGUCACUUCUGACCUGCCGACGCUCAGAACGUUCCCUAAAGCAUCAGAGUAAUACUGUGAUCGGUAAUGACGAAGCCGUGCUGUUCUCAGAUGCUGAGAUGAAUCGACACCUGUGUGUUUGGCUUUUUAGACGUCCAUCUCUUAAUGGUUACCUCCACUGUCACAUCCAGCUCCAUUCUCAUCAAUUUAGACAGAUACAUUUUGAUACAAGGAUGCAGGUUUCUAGACAAAACGGGAAUUGCAUUCUUCAUCAUCUGCUAAGUAAGAAUUGGUCCAGGAGAUAUUGUCAUCAAGACACCAAGAUGCUCUGGAAGCAUAAAGCACUACAGAAAUAUAUGGAGAACCUGAAUAAGGAGUACCAAACACUUGAGCAAUGUCUGCAGCAUUUCUCCGUGAAUGAAGAGAACCGAAGGUCCUUGAACAGAAGGCGUGCUGAGUUGGCACCUCUUGCAGCCAUUUACCAAGAAAUUCAGGAGGCUAAACAAGCAAUUGAAGAAUUAGAAUCAAUGUGUAAAAGCCUAAGUAAACAAGAUGAAAAGCAGUUACAAGAACUUGCACUGGAAGAAAGGCAAACCAUUGCUCAAAAAAUCAACAUGUUAUACAGUGAGCUUUACCAGAGCCUUGUGCCAAAGGAGAAAUACGACAAAAAUGAUGUUAUUUUAGAGGUGACAUCUGGAAGAACUACUGGAGGUGACAUCUGCCAACAAUUUACCCGAGAAAUAUUUGACAUGUACCAGAAUUAUUCAUGCUAUAAGCACUGGCAAUUUGAACUUCUGAAUUAUACACCAGCAGAUUAUGGUGGACUACAUCAUGCAGCUGCCCGAAUUUCUGGUGACAGUGUCUAUAAGCAUUUGAAGUAUGAGGGUGGGAUUCACCGAGUUCAGCGCAUCCCUGAAGUGGGCCUGUCCUCAAGGAUGCAGCGCAUUCACACAGGAACAAUGUUGGUUAUUAUCCUUCCUCAACCAGAUGAGGUAGAUGUGAAAUUGGACCCCAAGGAUUUGCGAAUAGAUACAUUUCGAGCCAGAGGAGCAGGAGGGCAACAUGUUAAUACAACUGAUAGUGCCGUCAGACUUGUCCAUAUCCCCACAGGACUAGUAGUAGAAUGCCAACAAGAAAGAUCACAGAUAAGAAAUAAAGAAAUAGCUUUGAGUGUGCUGAGAGCUAGACUCUACCAGCAGAUCAUCGAGAAAAACAAGUGUCAACAACACAGCACUAGAAAACUGCAGGUGGGAACAAGAGCCCAGUCAGAGCGAAUUCGGACAUAUAAUUUCACCCAGGAUAGAGUCACUGACCACAGGAUAGCAUAUGAAGUUCGUGAUAUUAAGGAAUUUGUAUGUGGUGGGAAGAGCCUGGAUCAGCUAAUUCAGAGACUGCUUCAAUCAGCAGAUGAAGAAGCCAUUGUUGAACUUUUGGAUGAAAACCUUAAAUCAGCAAAAUAAAUACUGACAUAUUAUUUAUGAUUAUAUAAAUGAAAUAGACCUAUAUCAAGAAACAGACUGAAGCAUAGAAAUCUUUAUGAAUAUUUAUAAAUUACAGGUAUAAGAAUACAUUAUGCAUAAAUAUAUAUUUUUUAAUGAAUCAAAGUCACAUUUCCUGACCUAACGAUUUAUUUUAGGUUUCUUGUAAGGUACAAUCCAACUCAUCAAGUAGAAAACAAGCAUGCAUCAUUGAAAAGAGAUAUAAAGUAUUGAGAAUUGAUUGUGUGAUUUAGGACAGAUCA